Molecule: messenger RNA, 2199 nt
Organism: Alternaria burnsii
Lineage: Eukaryota; Fungi; Ascomycota; Dothideomycetes; Pleosporales; Pleosporaceae
Product: c6 zinc finger domain-containing protein
Exons: 3
Coding region: 1-2199 (732 amino acids)
Biological process (GO): positive regulation of transcription by RNA polymerase II
Cellular component (GO): nucleus
Molecular function (GO): zinc ion binding; transcription cis-regulatory region binding; DNA-binding transcription factor activity, RNA polymerase II-specific
Source: RefSeq, a predicted model, not a curated record
AUGCGAUCACGAACCGGAUGUCUCACUUGCCGUCAGCGGAAGCUGAAGUGUGAUGAAAAGAAACCUGUGUGUGGGCAGUGCACCAAAGCCUCAAGAGAAUGCAUUCCCAGCUCAGGUAUCGUCUUUCGCCACCAGCACAAUGCCUCCAUGAACGGAGAAGACUCAGGGGAUGAGAACUCCCUAAAAGGCUUCUACGCGUACAAGAACACAUUUGACGAGGAUGCCAUCUGGAUGGACAUUCCUAAGCAUGUAACCUUCAUCAACACCACCAACCCAUAUCUUGAUCCUGGCACACCCGAUUUCGACAACAUGUCGACAGCAUCGAUGGAAUCGCCCGGACCAUUCGAGACUCGCUCUUUGCCUUCAUGGCGUACUCACAGCAACUUUCAUUCAGUUACCAGCACACCUUCCAGCAUGGGGCCAGAUCUAGCUCCGACCAGCGUUCCUUUCUGUUACACACCUGACCUCGAAGCGUUACCACCACUGAUGCAGUCACCACCAGCCUCAGUCGUAGGAACGCCCCUUUCUCCACCUCUUUCAUUAUGCAACCGACGCAUACAUCCCGUGAUGGACUUUACUGCCUCGACAGCCUCGCCACCAAUAGACCCCCGUCUCAACUCACCAUACGACUCCGCCGACCACAUGCACCGCUCCGUUUCAAUAGCAAGCUCAAGACGCUCACCACCUCGAUCCGAUAGCGGUGUCUCUAUCGUUCAAGACGAUCACGAGAUUGCUUUCCUGCUCCGGUGGUUUUCAGAAGGUCCUGGCUACUGGAUGGAUUUGUACGACCUCGGCACCUACUUCGCGUCUUACGUUCCUGUACAGGCACGUGAGAACCCACUGCUCAAGUACGCAGCUGUUGCUUGUGCAGCGAAGUCUCUUGCACGUGUUCAGGGCCGCAAACCCGUCAUGGGAGGUAGCGUAACGCGUCAAGCUCGCAUGGAACAGUACCCCGAGGCAUCAAUGGUGGAUUGGAAGCACAAGGCGGCAGUAUACUACGACACAGCUGUAUCACUACUGCUUCAGGCUCUCAAGAUGGAUGUCGCCUCCUCUCCCGACGAGUCAGAAUGCGAACUAAGAAAUACCAACUCGGCCUACGAUGGACCAGCACCCAAGCGACGACGAACAUCAAGCAACACCUCGUUUGUAUCCAACACCGACGAACUACUAGCAGCAUCGGCCAUCCUUUGUGUCUAUGAGUUCUUAGAUACUUCCGUCUCAGAUUGGACAAAGCAUCUGAAUGGUGCCAAGUCUUUGCUCGUGCUUUCACAAGAGCACGUUAUGCCAUUACAACUACCAAAACCCACAUCUUCGGUACCAUCCGCAAGCUUCAACUUUGCCUCUAAGGCUCGACGAGCAACCUUCUGGAACAUUGCCAGACAGGAUAUGCUCGCAGCCUUUAUAAACAAGACUAACACACGAUUGGACACCGAGGACCUCUCAUUAUGGAGAGAAGCUGGCCUCAAGAUCGAUGAUCAAGGCUACAUCAUGCCCAGUAAUACGACAGUAUGUGGUUUCCCGGAAGACAACGACGUGAUGAGGGAAGACCUCAUCUGCAAUGCCCUUGUCUGGCUCAUGGCCAAGCUAGUCAACUUCAUGGCUGCAGGCGACGAAGUUUCUAAUGAAGCCGGCAUGGCAUGGGCAGGCGUCCCUCAGCGAACCCUCCUGGAUUACUGGUUCAGUCUACGAAAACAGUUCCAGGUCUGGCAUGAUGGCCUCCCGGUCACAUUCAAACCUUCCGCCAGGGUACCUUCGCAAGCAUCCGGGCCGAUGUCCACCAACGAUAACGUGUCCAUGUUCACAGAGGUCUGGUACUCUAUACCCAUGUGCGCCUCCACCAUGCAGACAUACCACAUGUCACAAAUUCUCUUGUUCAUGAACAAGCCACACGAGUCCACCCAGGGGCGCAGCACUGUCGUCGCCCGCAUGAACUCUUACCAGUCGGUUCUGGCCACCUGCCAGAAGCACAGCCGCGAAAUUGUUGGCAUUUCGCUGGCUCGGUCUGACGAAGCGGUCCGGAUCCACUCCGUGCAACCCCUGUUCACUGCUGGCCAGUGCCUCAGCGACGCACGAGAACGCCAAGUCGUUUUACAUCUUCUACGUGACAUUGAGUCCGAUAUUGGUUGGGCCACGGACUACCGCGUGCGCCAGCUGUUCGAGCAGUGGCAAGGAGAAGAAUCAGAGGGUCUGGUACCAUGA